AGAGACAUGUCCAUCACACUGAAACAAACAUCACAUGUCUCACCCUUUGCCAAAAGCCACCACAAGUUUUUGUCAAUACCCGAUUCUCUCUUUUAUUCCCACAGAUUUUUUUGUUUCUUUUUCAUAUCAUACAUAUCCUUUCUCGAUCUCAAUCUCUUCCUUAUUCUUCCAAGAUCCCAGACGAAAUGGCUCAGUGGUGUUGAAGGUCUUAACCAUGACGGAUGAUAAGACCAAGCAGAAAGCCAUCGAAGCUGCAGCUGAUAUCUUCGGAGUUGAUUCGAUAGCAGCAGAUAUGAAGGAGCAAAAAUUGACAGUGAUAGGUCUGAUGGAUGCGGUUGCGGUGGUAAAGAAAUUGAAGAAGGUUGGCAAAGUCGAUUUGAUAUCGGUGGGGCCGGCAAAAGAGGAGAAGAAAGAAGAGAAGAAGGAAGAAAAGAAAGAGGAAAAGAAAGAGGAGAAAAAGGAAGAAAAGAAAGAAGAAGAACCCAAGAAGUAAAUAAUUCAAUGGAAAUUAUAAAAACUAAACGUUUCAUUGAAUAAUUUAAGAUGUAAAAUUAAUUGUUCAAUACACAUUUUAACAAAACUAAGGGUUGAACAUUUAAAGGAAACAACCAAAAUAUAUUGCAUCCAGACCAAACAAA
Molecule: messenger RNA, 638 nt
Organism: Raphanus sativus (radish)
Lineage: Eukaryota; Viridiplantae; Streptophyta; Magnoliopsida; Brassicales; Brassicaceae
Product: heavy metal-associated isoprenylated plant protein 39
Exons: 3
Coding region: 35-493 (152 amino acids)
Molecular function (GO): metal ion binding
Source: RefSeq, a predicted model, not a curated record